UCACGUGGUCACGGUUUACAUGAACGUAAAUCAAAUCCCAAUGUUUUUACAAAUAAACUCUUGUCUGUUGUAAAGCAGCAGAAAGCGCUUCAGUCCGCGUCCUCAAUAAUCUUCUUCAUCAUCUGUCGAGCACACGCCCUCCGCUCCCGUGCGCGCCUCCGUCCCCCGUGCGCGUUCACGCGGCAGACCCACAAACCCAGAUCAGAACAUGAGAAGAUGAAUACUGAAUGUGUGUCAAGGGCACAAACGCGAGGAUCACAGCGCAGUUCGAGAUGAUUUGUUUGUGAUGUGAUUCAGUCGGACCAGCGCCGGUUCCGUUGCGGGUUCAAGUUCUGAUACGAGGUCUUCUGUCGCUACGGGUUCGGGUUCUGAUGCGAGCCGGAUUCGGCCUGACUGUGAUCCCGCUGCUGGAUUUUCUCUCAUCCGUGGAUCUCCUGCAGAUGCUCGUCAACGAAACGCUCGGCGAUCUGUUGUGAAGUCGAAUGAUGAAAUAUGACGAGAAACAUUUAUGAUCCCGAAUCUUCGACUCCAUUUUGAUCUGCUGAUGGAUCUGUCAUUUCUUCACAUGAUGGACCCGUGGAUUGUUGUUAUUGUUUCGUGGAUCCCUGAUGCUGGAUUGCUUCACAUCUGACCGGUUCUGAUUCGGAUCUGUGAAUGGGCGAAUGAAUGUGAUGAAGAUGAGUCUGAGCUGAUGAAGAUGAUGAUGAUGCUGGAUACACAGAAUGCAAGUCAGGAGAUUGGUGAAGAGGUGGAGGAGGGUGCGGUGUUCAGCAUCACGCUGAGGAAGGUUCAGAUGUAUCAGUCGUCCAGUAAGAGUCAGCGCUGGUUGGGUGUGGAUUCAGAUGCCUCUCUCAGUCUGUAUGAGACGUGUAAACUGCGGAGCAUCAAAGCAGGAACGCUGGAGCGUCUGGUGGAGUAUAUGGUCACAGCGUUCAGAGGAAACGACUCCACAUACGUCACCAUCUUCCUCUGUACGUAUCGAACGUUUGCCACCACCAAACAAGUGCUGGACCUCCUAUUGAACAGAUAUGCUAAACUUCAUCAGCAGCCGGGCACAGACGCUCGCAGAAUGACGUCUGACGAACGCACGGAGCUCAGGAACACUGUUUCCUCUAUCCUGGGCGCCUGGCUGGAUCAAUACUCGGAGGACUUCUGGAAGCCUCCGGAAUACAGCUGCCUGAGAAGAUUAAUCCACUACUUACAACUCAACUUCCCAGGGUCCGAUCUCGAGCGACGGGCCUGUAAUCUCCUGACCCAAUUCCAUCGGAGAUUUCAGCAGGAAUCGGACCAGGAGGUGAUCGAUCAAGGAUGCUGUGCUUUUACUCUGCUGGAAGAGAAUGGAUUCCAUGAAGAUCCACCAGAUUUCUUGAGCUUUGACCCAACAGUGGUGGCAGAGCAGUUCACACUAAUGGAUGCAGAGCUGUUUAAGCGUGUGGUGCCGUAUCACUGUCUGGGCGGCAUCUGGUCUCAAAGAGAUAAGAAAGGGAAAGAACAUCUGGCACCAACCAUCAGGGCCACAGUCACUCAGUUUAACCGUGUCACAAACUGCGUCAUUUCCACCUGCCUGAGUGACCGAACGCUCAAACCCGCACAUAGAGCCCGAAUUCUGGAGCACUGGAUUCAAAUUGCCAGAGAGUGUCGGAUCUUGAAGAACUUCUCGUCUCUGCGUGCGAUUCUGUCAGCACUGCAGUGUAACCCAGUUCACCGGCUGAAGAAAACAUGGGAUGAAGUGUCACGAGAAAACAUUCGCAUCUUCCAAGAGCUGUCAGAGAUCUUCUCAGAUGAGAACAACCACUCGCUCAGUCGAGAACUGCUGAUAAAGGAGGGAACAUCAAAAUUUGCCACUCUGGAGAUAAAUCCAAAACGAGCUCAGAAACGGCAGCAGCCACAGAGAGAUCUGACUGUGAUGCAGGGAACUAUUCCUUAUCUGGGAACUUUCCUCACAGAUCUGGUAAUGAUGGACACGGCAAUGAAGGACUAUCUGGAUGGCGGCUUGAUUAACUUUGAGAAGAGACGGAAGGAGUUUGAAGUGAUCGCUCAGAUUAAGUUGUUGCAGUUGGCGUGUAAUAAUUAUAAUUUUCAGCGGGUUUCUGGUUUCAGUGUUUGGCUCUCCAGUGUGGAGAAACUGUCAGAGGCCGAGAGUUACAGUCAGUCGUGUGAGAUCGAGCCGCUAUAUGAAUCUGCCUCCAACACGCUGAGAGCUAAGAAGAGCUCUGGAAUUAUGAAGAGAUGGAGCGAUCGACAGCCGGUCGGUUCCGGUGAUGCCGGCUGUAGCUCGUCCAGCAGCUCGCACUCCAAGUCCUUCGAUCAGCUGCGUUUCCCUCCGAGCGUCGGCGGUUCUGCGGCGGACGCCUGCGACUCCGUCAGCGUGACGUCUGCCGGCUCCAGCAGCUCUGACGUGGAGGAGGUGAACAUUAGCUUCAUCUCAGACUCACCGGACGCGCUGGAGAGGAAGACCUCCACACCCUUCGUAAAACAUUCCAGCUCAACCAUAGGAAAGUGCGGCCCCAUGGGAGACCUGAUACCCACGUUUUGGGAAUCCACAUCUCUCUCAUCACUGGACGCGUCGGGUCUGGGCUCGGGUUCUGGCUCCAGCAGUGCCUCCUCGUCCUCUGUGUCGUCCACUCCGGUGACAGGGUCCCGCUCGCACAAGCGCUCCGUCUCGGGUGUGUCCAGCUACUCGUCGCUGUCUCUGCCGCUCUAUAACCAGCAGGUGGACGACUGCUGCAUCAUCAGAGUCAGUCUGGACGUAGACAAUGGAAACAUGUACAAGAGCAUCCUGGUGACCAGUCAGGAUAAAACUCCGGCAGUUGUCAGGAAGGCGAUGGUUAAACACAACUUGGACCGUGAGAGAGCUGAAGAUUAUGAACUGGUUCAGAAAAUCAGUGAGGAUAAAGAACUGAAGAUUCCUGAUAAUGCCAAUGUUUUUUAUGCCAUGAACUCUACUGCCAACUAUGACUUUGUCUUGAAGAAGAGGGGUUUCCCCAGAGUGGGCCGAUCCAAACACGUGGCCAGCUCCACGCUGCCUCGAAUGAAACAGAAAGGUCUUAAACUCGCCAAGGGGAUCUUCUGAAUUCUCUUACGCGUCCGCUCCGGCUGAAGUCUGGCAGAGACGGCAGAACUCUCCGUCAGAGAGGCCAUCUGUAUGUUUACAGGCAGUCCUGUCAACUCCUCAACUAGUUUCAGCGUUUUCAGCCUUGGUCUGCGAUGUCAUCAGUUUUGCUUCUGAUGUCAUUUCCUGUCAACCGUAGGUUGGUGUGGACUGAAAACAAAGGAGAAACGAAGCAGAUUUGUGUGUGCGUCUGUGUGUACAUGUUCAUGAUGGUGCGAUGACCGGACUGACUCGGAUCCAUUCGAUGUUUUUGUGCGUCUGUUCUUACUGCUGAAUGUCCAGCAGAUUGUGCUAAAGCUCAUUUACACUGAUCCAACAAACUUUUUAACAACCAACUUAUAAUGUCAUCGUCUGUUGGAUGAGUAUGAACGAGCCUUUAUGUAUAACACAGCAGCAGUGCAUGAUGGGCGUAUCGUAUAUGAAUGGGAUCAUUCACACAUGAAUCAAUUUCUGACUCAUAUUUUAAUAUUAUAACUGCUGACAGCUUUUAUUGAGAGCUCAUUUGCAUAAGAAAGAAGAUUAUAUUAACAAAAUUGUAUUAAAAACAAAUGACAUUCGGUCACUCUGUGCGCGCGUGCGUGUGUAUGACUUUUUGUGUUUUGUGAAUAUUGUUGUGAUGAAAGAUCAGAAAAACAUUGUACUGUGAUUGACUGAAAAGAACAAGAAUGUCAAUGUAGAGAAAAACAAAAGUGAAGAUGAAUUGUGAUUUAUAUCAAAGAGUUUUAGCUGUAAAGUCAGUGAAUGAACGCGCGUGACUUCUUUUCAGGACGCGCAUCUUUUGUACACGUGUGCGCGUGAUAUGUUUUCAAUAUCUCUGAACGCGCGUUCACGUGUGGUGUUUUAUGACGGAAGGGCCAAAGAUCCGUCCGGUGACGUCAGCACUGCCCGUUUAGAUCGGACUCCUACCGCAGAUCUGUGGUGCCAUUGGUUUUUUCACUGACUUUAUAAUCUCACACGCUCUCUUUUUCUAUGUUAUUUUGUAAUCUUUGUACAGUAUAUGAGGUGUCCUUUGUACUUUUGCUUUUUAUUUGACUUGCGUACGUGUCUCAGUGUUAGUCUUUGUAUUUAUUCAUUUGUAAAUAGUUUUGUAACGUUGUACAUUUAGGUUCCUCCCAUGUAAUUAUAAAUAAUGUGUAAAUAUGAAUAUAUCUGUGCGAGGUUCAUACCACUGCAGUUACUUUCAGCUGUCUACUCUGUUAACUAUGGUUUUAAUGUUUGUCCUGUCUUUUUUAAUUGCACAUAUUUGAUAUUGUUCUUCUUAUGAUGCACUGUUUGUAAUAUUGGAGACGGUUACACAGUUAAUAAACACGUGCAGUGCGCUUAACCAUA
This is a messenger RNA of Misgurnus anguillicaudatus (oriental weatherfish), 4441 nucleotides long. The record is from RefSeq and is a predicted model, not a curated record. NCBI's taxonomy places the organism in Eukaryota, Metazoa, Chordata, Actinopteri, Cypriniformes, Cobitidae.